UGUGCGACUAAUUCGAAAUUAUAGCUGGCUGCUCCAUGUGGUUAAGUAAGUGCAGGCAGACAUCUCGCAGAGCUCGUGUCUAUCCUGCUACUGAUUGACGCGCAAGUUGCGAGACGAGAGUGCAGCCGAAGACAAAAGGGACCUUACUCCGAGGUUGGGGUAUUGAUGAUCUCCUACACACCGCUUCUAAUUCCCAGGCUACCCUCAGGAAUGGGACCACGUGACAGCGCGGGGCGGUCGAACUACAAGCCAUUUUGGGGACGGUGUCAGUUUCCACUGAACCAUCAGACACUGCAUUUUUUAAACCACUGAAUUGGGACUAGAUCACACGAGUUCGAUUAGAGAAGUGAAAUAAUCGCUUUGGGAACCUAACCAUUCUAUCAUCUUGAAUGUUGAAGGGUUACCGUGGCGCGUAAAAAGCAACUGCGUAACUACAAUGAACUCGACGGUGGUGCGUUAGAGCUCUUGCAAUUGACAGCCUCUGCAGCUCAAUCCAAGAUGGCCGCUUUGGUUGCAUUCAUUUUUUGCUGAUCGACUUUCAAGUUUCAUUGUCUGUAAAUCUAUCUUGGAUACCAGCUCGGGUAAACCUGGCUUUCUAACUCCAUGAUGCACAGAACAACGAGAAUUAAGAUAACAGAACUGAAUCCCCACUUGAUGUGUGUUUUAUGCGGAGGUUACUUCAUAGAUGCCACAACCAUUGUUGAAUGUCUACAUUCCUUUUGCAAAAUGUGUAUUGUGAGGUAUCUGGAGACCAGCAAGUUCUGCCCUAUUUGUGAUGUGCAGGUCCACAAAACAAAACCUUUGCUGAAUAUAAGGUCUGACAAGACUCUUCAAGACAUUGUGUACAAGUUGGUCCCAGGCCUGUUCAAAACUGAAAUGAAACGGAGACGAGAUUUCUACGCUGAACAUCCAUCAGAUGACGCUGCAAAUGGAUCACAUGAAGACAGAGGAGAGGUGGCUGAUGAGGACAAGAGAAUAAUUACAGACGAUGAGAUUAUCAGCCUGUCCAUAGAGUUCUUUGACCAAAACAAAGAAGAAAAGUCUGUGGAGGCUAGAAGUGGCACUAAAGAGAGUGUGAAGAGGUACUUGCAGUGUCCAGCUGCAAUGACUAUCAUGCAUCUAAGAAAAUUCCUGCGGAGUAAAAUGGACGUACCAUGUACCUUUCAGAUUGAUGUUAUGUAUGAAGAUGAACCACUGAAAGAUUACUACACAUUAAUGGACAUUGCUUAUAUUUACACGUGGAGAAGGAAUGGACCCCUGCCCCUGAAGUACAGAGUGCGGCCCAGCUGUAAGAAGAUGAAGCUCAGCGGUCCCCGAGAAGAGCUGCUGAGCAGUGGCAGCGCCGAGAGCCGCCCGGAGGUGGAGACUGACUCUGGCAGCGAUAAGCCCAACAGCCCUGCCACCAUAGACCCCUCCAACUGCUCCUCGCCACCCAUCCCCAGCGCUGCUGUCCAGUCUGCCUGCUCGGGCCUCUCACACAUCUCCACCAUCAACGGCCUACCUUCCUCCACCACCACCACUACUACCACCAGCAGUUCUGGCCCAACAAACAGACAGCCACCCAUGAACAGCAAAUCCUGCAAGUCCUCCGCUGUGAUUGGCUCCCUCACCUCUGGGAUGACUUGACCAAAGACUGACCCCUGACCCCUAUCCCGUUCCUGUCCAUGCCAACAGAGCUGUUCUUUUCUGUUUGUUCAUUUUUGGUAGUUACGUUCAUUUGUAAAAAAAAAAAAAAAAAAAAAAAAAAACACGUUCUAAUAUUUUGCCAUCAUCACAUGAACAUAAUGUGUUUGUCAUAGGCCCUAAACGAAAACUGCAGUGAGGUUACCUUGGUGUUGUACCUGCAGAUACGAGUUGUUGAUUUUUACCCAGGUGAAAUCAUGAAGCUUGGGCAGUAUGGUUUUUGUCGAAUUUGCUCUGAACAAGUUUUUUCACAUUUUCAUGUGCUAUAAUUUUGGGUUGAAUUUGACCUUUCCCAUAGGUCAUUUAUAUUUCAUUCUGCCUGUCACAUGAGAAAAUCCUGGGUUUUUCGUUGAGGACAGACCCCAGUUGUCCCCAGAAGAUUUUAAGUUCAUACCAUAGCCUUAAUGUUGAACUUUAUACAGUAUUAUGUUUUUUUUAACAGAUUGUCUUGUGAGUGAGAAAGGAAGUGCUUUAUCAGCAAGAUUAUUGGACACAGAAUAUUGUCAGAUUGGAACAUCAACACGGAAUGGAGUGGAAAAAAAGUUGCAAUGAAGCAGUCACCAUGUAAUUGUAUGAGGAUACAUCUGUGUAAACAUUUAUGAGGUGAUUCCUCUAUCUCAGUGUUUAGUGUUUGCUGUCAUGAAUACCUGUACCCAUUGGUUAUUUGUUAAAAUUAUUGUACACUAUUCUGUUGCUGCAUAGGGAGUGAUGAAACCUGUAUAAAAUAAACAUUUUACAUUUUAUUAUGAAACCAUACUCUAGCAAUGUUAACUUUUAAUUUCACACUUUAACGUUUCAGGGAAUAGAUCAAAUAAAGCAUUGGACAAUGGAAUUCAUGGUAUGUGGCCUAAGACACUGCAGGUUGCAGAAAUUUUGUUUAGUUCUUGCAACCAACCACACCGGUUUUUAAAUAAAGUAACGCAGUGGCUUAGGCCUAAACCCAUCGGUGACAUUUUCUUUGCAGUCUUUAUGUUAGUUGCUCGCAGUUCAGUGGCUCUUCUGCGUCUGAGGCCCGUUCCACACCGCUUACCUCACCUGUGCGUCAGGGUAGCAGAACUUCUUGCUUUUAAUUUCGGCGCCAAUCUUAACUGCGUAGCUUCGGUGUGGAGCCUUUUUUUCACGCGUGAGGCGUGCGGUUCUCAGCAGAAAUAUACAGUGAACAGAUCUGUUGAUAGUCAUAUUGACAUCUUACCAGCAGUGUGUACAGACACAUGCGUGCGAGCCGCAGCAGUUUAGCGAGGUAGCCGUCACGCACAGGUGAGAUAAGCGGUAUGGGCCAUUCUGGCCCAGCCUUUGUGAGGCGCCUUUUAUAGGCUUUCAAAGCUUUGUCUUAGUUUCUUUCAUAUCGAUUUUGAAACUUCAGAAAUUAUUCAGCUGUUAUGUUUUUUUUUUUUUUUUUUUUUUUUACUUGUCAUUUGGACUAUCUUAUGGGUUGUGAUAGCUCUACCGCAAACGAAAAGUGUGGAUAUAUACGGUAGACGGUUAUCGAUUUUAAAUGAACGUGUUUAAUAUAUCUAUCUACUGUUUAAUAUGUUACAUAACAUUAUAAACUAUCGGGCCAAACAACAAAGGUUAAAAAAAAAAAUGUAAUUGUUGUUAAAUGUAACAUAUUAUAUAAAGCAAGACAUAAACCUGACAGGGUUUACAUGCAGUAGGCUACUGUAGGCAAUAUACCUAUUUAUUCCUCGUUAUUUAUUUAUUUUUUACUAUCAGGUAGGCUACAAGGGUUGAUAUGAUCUAUUGGCCUCAUUAGUGCAUUAGCUAUAGUCAAUUAUAGGCGAUAGAGCAAUGCCUUUUAGACGUUUCAGUCAGUUGAUUAGCCCUUACAAACGAAGGAGAUAAAUUAUACUGACAGGGCAGACAGGCCUUCUGUGAAUGGUUGAUUCUGACUGAAGGCUUUGACUUCGAAGCAUACAUUUACAUCCAGUUGUAAUCCCUCUGUUAUUGAAGCUUCUCGGAAAUCUACGGUUAAGAUAUCCUACUCCAUACAUUGUUGAGUUGUCUUAGAUCUUAGAGGAAAAAACACAAAACUUAUAUGGCCUAUAAGCCGCCUAUACCGGCACAAGGAACCGGUCUAUGAAAUCAAUCAAUAUCAGCAUUAUUUACAUCACAACUGCAGACCUCACGAAGUUGUAAUUUUACAGAGCCCUAGUCUCAACGGGAAAUGUAGGAUAACCAGGAGUAUGGCCCAAAACACGACUGCUCACGGAGAAAAAAAAUAUGGCAAUGACACACAACCCACAAGUAGGCCGUAAAGAACUAGUCUCGGUAACUAUUCUGAUUAAAAAUGUUCGAUGACAACUGCUGAAUAUAUCAUUGUUAAUGUAGGCUAACAAUUUAGAUUAUGCAAAACACUAAAAGUCAUUCGGUUGCUUGAGGUCAAGCAUGACCUAUCGGUAAGUUCACGCUGAAUAAUUAAUUUUAUUCAUCUUAGUCUUUCUCUGCUCUAGUAGGGAAACACCGAUUAAGGAAUCCCGGUUUCUCUGAUUUAUGUCUAAGGUUAACGCUGGAUGUCUGUUUGCACACUAAACGAGGGACAGGAGGACAAACUCAGAACUGCGGCCUCCGCAUGUGCUGCAACAGAAAGCAGCUGUUACGGUCCGCUGUGGAAACAUGUGACGCAUGUCGCCUCCUGCCGGCAACCAAGGCACCCUACAUGCGGUUCAAAUUUCUUGCCAGGGCUAAACCACAUUUCUGAAGGGCUUUCACGGGCAUGAAUUUGUCUGUUACAUGUUCCCCAUUUUCAGCAAGAGUGAUGUUGCCUAAUUCAAUAAAUUCAGUUCGCCUACUAGACUUCUUGUCGCUAGAGAUCUGAUAUUAGUUAGCUGUGGCCUUACUGUUAUUUCUUCAUGUAACCUAUUGAAAACAAAAAACUUACAUAAUUCAUAUAAAUAUGACAGAUGUAUUUGUUCUUGUUUUGAAAACCAUACUAUAGAAUGUCUGCCUGCUAGUACGCUUGCAGUUUUAUCCUCAUCUACAACAGCAAAGUUGUCAAGAUGACACAGAAAUGCAGGCAUGCGAAAUUCCUAAAUCACACAAGGCUAAAGACCAUGCAGAGCAUUGUUUAGUUUUAUUGAGGAGUGUCAUGGGAAUAGGGUGCAUUACAGCACAUGGACAUGAGAUUGACACCAUCUCCCACGACUGAAUUCACAACGACUAUGAUGCAUAGACAACAAUGGAUUACAAUUGACUACCUGUCAUCAGAUUGAUGAUGUACAGCAUCUCAUUAUCAUUUACAUGCUCCUCCUCAAAUUAAAACCAUCUUUUACCUUCACCAUGGAGGAGCACCAGUUGUAAUGUUCCUAUUCAAUGUGAACUUACUGUAACCUGUUAUAAAUUUAUAAUGCAUAGGGUUACAAAGUCAAAUGCUGAAAAAGCUUGGGAGCACAACAUCUACUGCUAAAAACCUAUUUUAAUUUUAAGUGAGAAGUUCUAAAGUCUUAGUUGGAAAGUCAAAUUCAUGUAGAAAGGCAUUUUUCUUACAAAGACUUUCUGGCAAAUCCUAUGCACCUGACAUGGCUUAAGGUUUUGUUUUUGUAUGAUCUACACAUUAAUUUAAAUAAUGUUUGCUGGAGUAGUGCAAGCUUUAAACUCUUCAGCCUCAAAUGGGAUUACAAACAUCAGAUGAUGAAUUCCUGAUGAAGCGGGGUUCAAUAACCCCCAAUUUCAGACAGCCAUCAACCGAAGCAGCAAAACAGGUACAAGCUGUUUAAGAAGACUACUAAUGGGCAAUUAACCCACAGCAAUUAAAGGUUUGCUGGGUCGUUUAGCUUUCGGAGUAACAUUCAAUGAUAAAUCACAAAGUUAACAUACACUAUAAAUCUACACAAGAACAGCAGAGCAACCUCGAUAUUCUUUCGAUAUAUAUCCACUUUUAAAAAAUAACAUAUUGUCUUUUAUUAAAAAAAAAAAAAAAGAAAUAUAAAAUUAAAGAAUUCAGAG
Clupea harengus (Atlantic herring) is the source of this 5625-nucleotide messenger RNA. RefSeq names its product BMI1 proto-oncogene, polycomb ring finger b (gene bmi1b). Gene Ontology annotation, cellular component: PRC1 complex. Lineage: Eukaryota; Metazoa; Chordata; Actinopteri; Clupeiformes; Clupeidae. The record is from RefSeq and is a predicted model, not a curated record. Gene Ontology annotation, molecular function: promoter-specific chromatin binding. Gene Ontology annotation, biological process: negative regulation of transcription by RNA polymerase II.